AUGGACAACAAAAGACUGUAUAACGGUAACCUAUCCAACAUUCCUGAGGUUAUAGAUCCUGGAAUUACAAUUCCAAUUUAUGAAGAGGAUAUUAGAAAUGAUACACGCAUGAAUACAAAUGCUCGUUCUGUGAGAGUCUCUGACAAGAGAGGUCGUUCUAGCUCCACUUCCCCACAGAAAAUUGGCUCCUAUCGUACUCGUGCGGGCAGGUUUUCAGAUACUCUAACCAAUCUACUCCCUUCGAUUAGCGCUAAGCUACACCAUUCAAAGAAGAGUACCCCUGUAGUUGUUGUGCCUCCUACGAGCAGUACUCCAGACAGUUUAAAUUCCACGACAUACGCUCCCAGAGUGUCUAGCGAUUCUUUUACGGUGGCUACUCCGCUGUCAUUACAGUCUACUACGACCAGAACAAGAACAAGAAAUAACACAGUAUCUUCUCAGAUCACUGCAAGUUCUUCUUUGACUACUGAUGUGGGCAAUGCCACGAGUGCAAAUAUUUGGAGUGCUAAUGCAGAAAGUAAUACUUCUUCCAGUCCUUUGUUUGAUUAUCCUCUCGCCACUUCUUAUUUUGAGCCAUUGACUAGAUUCAAGUCCACUGAUAAUUAUACGCUGCCUCAAACAGCUCAACUAAACAGUUUUCUGGAGAAAAAUGGGAAUCCAAACAUAUGGUCGAGUGCAGGAAAUAGUAACACUGACCACCUUAAUACUCCGAUAGUUAACAGGCAGCGCUCUCAAUCUCAAUCUACCACAAACAGGGUUUAUACUGACGCGCCCUACUAUCAACAGCCUGCACAGAAUUACCAGGUUCAAGUGCCUCCUAGAGUUCCAAAAAGUACUUCAAUAUCCCCUGUUAUCCUUGAUGACGUCGAUCCAGCCUCGAUAAAUUGGAUUACAGCAAACCAAAAAGUACCACUAGUCAAUCAAAUAUCGGCGCUUUUGCCCACUAACACAAUAUCUAUUUCAAACGUGUUUCCAUUACAGCCUACUCAACAACAUCAACAGAACGCUGUAAAUUUGACGAGUACUUCCUUAGCGACUUUAUGUUCACAGUAUGGUAAAGUGCUUUCUGCGAGGACACUAAGAGGCCUGAAUAUGGCAUUAGUAGAGUUUUCCACAGUUGAAAGUGCAAUAUGUGCUUUGGAAGCUCUACAAGGUAAGGAACUGUCUAAAGUAGGGGCACCAAGUACGGUAUCUUUUGCGCGAGUCUUACCCAUGUAUGAACAACCUCUUAACGUUAAUGGCUUCAACAACACUCCCAAGCAACCGCUGUUGCAAGAACAGUUGAAUCACGGGGUGCUCAAUUAUCAGCUGCAACAAUCGCUACAACAGCCGGAGCUACAACAACAACCAACUUCAUUUAAUCAACCAAAUCUUACAUAUUGUAAUCCCACUCAGAAUUUGAGCCAUCUGCAAUUAUCUUCAAACGAAAAUGAACCUUACCCUUUCCCGUUGCCUCCACCAUCAUUAUCGGAUAGUAAAAAGGAUAUAUUACACACUAUAAGUUCUUUUAAGUUAGAAUAUGAUCAUCUAGAGUUGAAUCAUCUCUUGCAGAAUGCCUUGAAAAAUAAAGGAGUGUCUGAUACAAAUUAUUUUGGUCCCCUGCCUGAGCACAACUCCAAAGUUCCAAAGAGAAAGGAUACGUUCGAUGCACCAAAAUUGCGGGAACUGAGAAAGCAGUUUGACUCGAACUCAUUAUCUACUAUUGAAAUGGAGCAAUUGGCAAUCGUCAUGCUGGACCAAUUACCAGAAUUAAGUUCAGACUAUUUGGGUAAUACCGUUAUUCAAAAAUUGUUUGAAAACUCGUCAAAUAUCAUCAGGGAUAUUAUGUUGAGGAAGUGUAAUAAAUAUCUCACAUCUAUGGGUGUUCACAAAAACGGUACUUGGGUUUGUCAGAAGAUCAUCAAAAUGGCAAACACGCCAAGGCAGAUAAAUCUUGUAACUUCAGGUGUAAGCGAUUACUGUACUCCACUCUUCAACGACCAGUUUGGAAAUUAUGUUAUUCAAGGUAUUUUAAAGUUUGGUUUUCCCUGGAAUAGUUUCAUUUUUGAAAGCGUUUUAUCUCAUUUUUGGACAAUAGUUCAAAACAGGUAUGGAUCUCGUGCUGUAAGGGCUUGUCUAGAAGCAGAUUCCAUUAUUACCCAAUGCCAAUUGCUGACUAUCACUUCACUGAUAAUUGUGCUUUCUCCUUAUCUAGCUACGGAUACGAAUGGCACUUUACUGAUCACUUGGCUAUUGGAUACUUGCACUUUACCUAACAAGAACUUGAUUUUAUGUGAUAAACUGGUAAAUAAAAAUCUGGUUAAACUAUGUUGUCAUAAAUUAGGCUCUCUUACUGUCUUAAAGAUUCUCAAUUUAAGAGGUGGUGAAGAAGAGGCACUGUCGAAGAAUAAAAUUAUCCAUGCAAUAUUUGAUGGUCCAAUUUCUAGUGAUUCUAUCUUGUUCCAGAUACUAGAUGAGGGUAAUUAUGGUCCAACAUUUAUUUAUAAGGUUUUAACCUCGAGAAUUCUUGACAAUAGCGUUAGAGAUGAAGCUAUAACAAAGAUUCGUCAACUGAUUUUAAAUUCCAAUAUCAAUUUACAAAGUCGCCAGUUACUGGAGGAAGUUGGGCUAUCAUCAGCAGGAAUAUCACCCAAACAAUCCUCCAAGAAUCAUCGUAAACAGCAUCCUCAGGGGUUUCAUUCUCCUGGUCGCGCCAGAGGCGUUUCUGUUUCCAGUGUGAGAAGUUCAAAUUCAAGGCAUAAUAGCGUUAUACAAAUGAACAAUGCAGGUCCAACGCCAGCAUUGAACUUUAACCCAGCCCCGAUGAGUGAAAUAAAUUCCUACUUCAACAAUCAACAAGUGGUGUACUCCGGAAAUCAAAAUCAAAAUCAGAACGGUAAUUCUAACGGAUUAGAUGAAUUGAAUUCACAAUUUGAUUCAUUUAGAAUUGCUAAUGGAACAAAUUUAUCCCUACCUAUAGUUAACUUACCAAAUGUAAGUAAUAAUAAUAACAAUUAUAAUAAUUCUGGUUAUUCGAGUCAAAUGAAUCCUCUAAGCCGCUCAGUGAGUCAUAAUAACAAUAAUAAUACCAAUAACUACAACAAUAAUGAUAAUGAUAACAAUAAUAAUAACAAUAACAAUAAUAAUAAUAAUAAUAAUAAUAAUAAUAAUAAUAAUAAUAGUAAUAAUAGUAAUAAUAAUAAUAAUAAUGAUACAAGUUUGUACCGCUACAGGUCAUACGGAUAUUAG
This is a messenger RNA of Saccharomyces cerevisiae S288C, 3228 nucleotides long. It is a transcript of the gene PUF2, whose product is annotated as Puf2p. Lineage: Eukaryota; Fungi; Ascomycota; Saccharomycetes; Saccharomycetales; Saccharomycetaceae. The coding region runs from base 1 to 3228 and encodes 1075 amino acids. Gene Ontology annotation, cellular component: cytoplasm. Gene Ontology annotation, biological process: nuclear-transcribed mRNA catabolic process, deadenylation-dependent decay. Gene Ontology annotation, molecular function: mRNA binding; nucleic acid binding; RNA binding. The transcript has a single exon. The record is from RefSeq and is marked reviewed.